Octodon degus (degu) is the source of this 1848-nucleotide messenger RNA. It is a transcript of the gene Noc4l, whose product is annotated as nucleolar complex associated 4 homolog. The annotation marks the transcript as partial. The transcript has 15 exons. Gene Ontology annotation, biological process: ribosome biogenesis. Lineage: Eukaryota; Metazoa; Chordata; Mammalia; Rodentia; Octodontidae. The record is from RefSeq and is a predicted model, not a curated record. Gene Ontology annotation, cellular component: nucleolus; small-subunit processome; Noc4p-Nop14p complex.
AGGGCGCUGGGCCACCUGCUGCAGGCCGUGCUGGCGAGCCGCGGCGAGGCCAAUGCGGUGUUCGACAUCCUGGCCGUGCUGCAGUCUGAAGACCCGGAGGAGGUCCAGGAAGCAGUGCACACUUGCAGCCGACUCUUCGGGGCCUUGCUGGAGCGGGGAGAGCUGUUUGUGGGCCCGCUUCCCCCCGAGGACUCCGUCCUGGCCGGGUCCCACGGAGCCAUGCGCAAGUACAAGGUCUGGAUGCGACACCGCUAUCACAGCUGCCGCAGUCACCUAGGCGAGCUCCUGGCCCACCCCAGUUUCAAAGUCAAGGAGCUGGCACUCAAGACCCUCAUGAAGUUUGUGCAGCUGGAAGGGGUACACCCCCUGGAGAAGCCCAAAUGGGAAGGCCAGUACCUGUUCCCCCGCACACUCUUCAGGGCGGUGGUGGGAGGCCUGCUUUCACCAGAACAGGACCACAGCUUGCAGAUUAACCAGUUCCGGGAAUACCUAGAGUUCGAUGACAUCCGCUACCACACCAUGCAGGCAGCCUCUGACACUGUGGCCCAGGUCACCAGCCAGCAUUCCGAGGUGUCCCUGGCCUUCUGGAACAACACCUUCACCCUGCUGUCAGCCUUGAGUCUGCCCCGCCAGGAGUGUGACAUCUCUAACUUCUAUGUGAAGCAUGGAGAACCAUCAGACAUGUGGAAGGUCACCCACCUGAAGGAGCACAGGAAGGCGUUCCAGGCCAUGUGGCUCGGCUUCCUCAAGCAUAAGCUGCCCCUCAGUCUCUAUAAGAAGGUCCUGGUGACCAUGCAUGACACCAUCCUGCCCCGCCUGGCUCAGCCCACCCUCAUGAUCGACUUCCUCACCAGUGCCUGUGACGUGGGUGGUGCCAUCAGCCUCUUAGCUCUGAAUGGACUUUUCAUCCUGAUUCACCAGCACAACCUGGAGUACCCUGAUUUCUAUCGGAAGCUGUAUGGUCUCCUGGACCCCUCAAUCUUCCACGCUAAGUACCGGGCCCGUUUCUUCCAUCUGGCCAACCUCUUCCUUUCUUCCUCCCACCUCCCUGCCUACCUGGUGGCUGCCUUUGCCAAGCGCCUAUCCCGCCUGGCGCUGACAGCACCCCCAGAGGCCCUGCUCAUGGUCCUGCCUUUCAUCUGCAACCUGCUGCGCAGACACCCGGCCUGCCUCGUCCUAGUGCACCGCCCCCAGGGCCCUGAGCUGGAUGCUGACCCCUAUAACCCAGAGGAGGAGGAUCCUGCCAAGAGCCGGGCCUUGGAGAGCUGCCUGUGGGAGCUGCAGACCCUGCAGCAGCAUUACCACCCUGAGGUGUCCCGCGCUGCCAGUGUCAUCAACCAGGCACUGUCGGUCCCUGAGGUCAGCAUUGCGCCACUCCUGGAGCUCACAGCAUUUGAGAUCUUUGAGCAGGACCUGAAGAAGCAGCUGCCCGAGCCAGUGCCACUGGAGUUCAUUGCUGCACAGGGCCUGCUGGGCCGACGGGAGGACAUCUGCACCCAGCUCUUCACGCUCAGCUGACCGACCACAUAAGUGGUGUUGUGGGAGAUGCCUCUGCACCCAGCGGAAGCGGCAGGACACCGGCCAGGCGGGAAGGACCCCGGCGGGGUUGGCAGAGCCACAGGGAUGGCACAGGGUGACAGCAGCCCUGCCCUGGUGGUACCUUCUGUGCAGGCAUGGGCAGCAGCAGCCCCACGCUGUCUGUCUCCUGUCCAUGUGGUCUCAAGGGGCUGCUCUGAGCUAGGCAUCCUGCAUGUGCCCGGGUGCUAGGUGUGGUGGGGCCGAGGUGCUUCCCACUGUGGGCCUCCCCGUCACCUUCCUCAGCCACCCUCAGGCUCUUACACAGCGCCU